Molecule: messenger RNA, 9110 nt
Organism: Episyrphus balteatus (marmalade hoverfly)
Lineage: Eukaryota; Metazoa; Arthropoda; Insecta; Diptera; Syrphidae
Product: arginine-hydroxylase NDUFAF5, mitochondrial
Exons: 3
Coding region: 5780-8518 (912 amino acids)
Biological process (GO): mitochondrial respiratory chain complex I assembly
Cellular component (GO): mitochondrion
Molecular function (GO): S-adenosylmethionine-dependent methyltransferase activity
Source: RefSeq, a predicted model, not a curated record
UGAAACUGUUCAACAUUUGUUUCUUUGUGAUACGAGCCCAACAAUGCUUGAGCAAGCGAAAGGAACUCCUGGUUUAAAAAUGACCAAGGUUGAAAUGGAUGAGGAACAUUUGGAAGGAAGUGAAGAGUGCGGCGAAGAGCAGAUAUGAAGGAGAAGGAUAAUGGAUGCAUCAAAUCAAUUCGAGCUGGAAAGUUCAAAAUAAAAGUGUCUUUAAGUACGUGUUGGACGAGCUACCCACUGAAGUUCAAAGACGCACAUCUUUGUCUAUUCCUCCCAUCAUAAUUCUAGCGACAACUUUGCGGUUUGUUGCAGAAGGUGGAUAUCAAUUUGGGGUAGGCAAAGAUCGCAAUUAAACUGUCCCAAUCAUCUGUGUCAAGCUGCAUACAAAAAGUGACAUCUGUUUUGGAAGCAAACCUUAAAUUAAUACGCCAACAAAUAAAAGUAAAUUUAUUUUCGUUAUUUUUCAACAAAAAUAUCUGAACUUACAUGUGUUUUCGUUUUUAUUCGACACAAAAAUUUUAACGUCAAAUAAAUGACAUUUGAUUCGAAUGAUAAGAAAGUCAAAAUUUGCUUGAUUUUCAAAAGAUAAAUGAACUUUCGAAUCGUUCGAAACUGAAAAUGCGAAUCUUUCGAAAUCGAACAACUUUCGCACGAAAGCGAAUGUCAAAAUAAGGCUGAAAAACUGACAGUGCCUCUGUGCGCAAGGUUAGGCCCUUUUUUCCGACGCUUUGACUGGAGUAUACGGACGGAUUCCGUGAUUAUUUUUUCGGGAACCGUAGCAAAUUUCCGAUUGACACUUCGUCGCCCUAGUAUUGGAGUGCCGUAUACGCCAAAUUGCAUUUUUUGAGCUAGGUAUGCAGUCUUAUGUUUUCGAAGUUGCUCUUUUCAAAUCUGCUAUCCGUUUUUUUCUAUCUUUUUUCGUUGCCUAGAUAUUCGCUAUUGUUUUGACAAAAACAAGAAAUUUUGGCCUUACGUCAAAUUUUUCAUGCAAUGUAAGAAAAUUUUGAGAAUUGUUUUGACGUACGUUAUGUUUUUUUUUGACGUACGUGUAUAUGAAUAAAAGAAACUUCUGAUUUUCAUGGCGUAUACGGCAAACUCAUUUUGGACAAAAAUUUAAAUAUUUUGAAAACUAAUCGAAUUGCAGAUGUCCAAUAACAUGUAUAUAAAAGACACAUUUUAAUUAUAUAUCAUACUAAAAUAUCAAAAAAUACCAGCGGUUAGUUCUUUCGCAAUUAUCUUCCGAACUUUUAAAUGCGAUUUCCCAAAAAUGUAAAAAUGGCGUAUACGGCACUUCAAUACUAGGGCGACGACUUGCCAUCACGGCACCUGGCGGCCAUGUGAAAUCCUGUAUAUGAUAUAGAUUUUUUCGAUGUAUUUCCCAUAAGAAAAAAAUAAGAAAGACCUCAAAAAACAUUCGUUUUACGAAUAAAUUUUAUAUGAACAGGUAUCAAUAUUAUGAUUGUAAAAAGAUAAUAAUAUUUGUUUAUGUCCAAAUUAGGUUUAAAAUAUAACAAAAACUGGAAUUAGUCCUGUGUAAUUUGACUCCAUAGGUGUAAGCAACAACACAGCAACAUGAAAACAAUUUUCUUUUUCAUUUCAAAAAUAAAUAGGUACAGAGGUACACACUCCAAAAAUGUUUCAUGAAAAUAUAGAAUUCCAAACCAGUUUUUGUCCACCAAUACCAUAUCCAUAUAAAGAUCUAUGUAUACAUACAUCCAUUCGUAUGUCACCCCGUACGCGUGAGUGCGAUGGCGAUCUCACAAAGAGACUGAAAACCAACAUCCUGAGAGAAAAAAAAGCAGAGAAUUCUAUGGCGAAUUUGGCAAUUUAAAAAGAGAGCGAAACACAUUCACUAAUACACACAAAUGCUUUUACAUGAGUUCUGACUUCGCUAAAAAAAGGAACCCAGUCUUAACGUUUAUGAAUACUAGAUACUAUUAUAAAUUAUAUUUUAUUUUUAUUAUUAAAAUUCUUUAUUUUUCAAGAUUUUUUUUUACAAUUUUGGUUUUACAUACAUUAUCAAGACAUGGCCGAGUGCCGUCAUGGACUUUACAUUUAACAGGAAUUGGACUUAAUGCGUCCAGGACGAUGGGAGUUUGAUUUGCACAGAGCGCCCCUGUUCGCUCGUUGUUGGCUUUAAAUGUAGAGUCCAGAUUAAACAACUUAAAUUACAUAUAUUUACAUUUAGUAAUUAAAACAAUAAUAAACAUAAGUGAAAGGAUAAUAAUAAUUAAAUUAUGUUCACUAGGAAAUCAAAAGAAAGUAGAUAGGUACAAUAAACAAAAUGCCUUCCAUUACAAUAAAUAUAAGUGGACUUAAAAUAACUCGUUUACAACAUCUAUUCUGUAUACAAGUUCUACAUUACAAAGUCCUAAGAGCCUUGUCCAUCACUGCCAAUUGAGUAUCAGUCUUAUUUCUUCAUUUUCUAAAGUUUAUUUAUUCUAAUAAACCCUUCUAAUUUCUUGGAGUAUAGGACAUCUUCCUGGGAAGUGGCUGAUAUUUUCACGCUCUCUUAAGUUUUAGCUCAUCGUUUUCUGUUUUGAGCGUUCCCAAAUCUACUCGGAUCUCAUCGAUGUCAGUUUUUCUUUGAGAAGAAUAUUUUCGAAUGUUUUCGAAAAUAUUUUCCAGAUCGGCUAAGGUUAGCUCUGAUGAUUUCGAGGAAGAGGAUUUUUUUGUUUUUGGGGGCAUUUCUGGUAUAGGUCUCUUGGUCGUUUUGACAGGGGAGAAAUCUUUCAUUUCAACAAAGGCGGACAAACGAAAGUUGGAAAAAUUAAGGAAAAAUUUUGAUUGUCACUUACUUUUAUUGAUUAAAUUGUUAAACGAAUUCGUCUAAACCCGUAGACCUCACGAACAACAAUAGCCUAGCUACGGUCAUAACAAAAGGACCAUACAUCGAAAGGCUAGGGCGAUCGAUGAAAGGGAGUUACGUCACCGUCAGAAUCGUAACGCUGAAAGAAUUGUCCGUCGCGAAUUGCGAAUUGCACUGGACAAAUCCCAAUAGCGUUUGCGUGCAGCGGCAGAACAAGGAAUCACGGACACACCUAGCACCUCCAAAAGAGCUAGGUAUGACGCUGAUUAUCCAACCAACUCUUCGCCUAAUAAGACGAAGAAGAAAUUUAAGACCUCCCGGGCUAGCGUAAAGGGCCACCAAGUCGCUAUAGCUGAUUAUGGUAAGCCCACACGCAAGCUGACUAAGGAUGAAUGGCAUCUCCUUGAACUAAGAAUCCUGGAGGAAGUCAAUGAGGCUAUCGCCAAGAGCUGGACUGUUCCAAUCUUCGGUAACCUUACGACUGUCCAUGGUCCAUGGUGACUCUCGACUGGCUUCGGGAGUUCAUACAGAAAACGUCAGCUCCAUGAAAAAGCGCCGAAUUGCGUCUCAUCGACGUAAGGGAGAUAAAAGAUCUCAAUAGACCUCUUGGAAGGCUGUUGGUCAAAGGCCCGAUCCUUCUCAAUGAUCGGCUUGAGAGAUACAUCCUUCUUCUGAAUAGUGAUCUCUUGAGCAAAGAGUGGGAAGUGGUCAAGAGGGAAAGAACGAAUUAUGGUGGUGAGAUUGAGUCACAAAUCUUUACCACUCCUGAGGAUGGCUGACUUCAAGGUACGCCUUGGUAUCACUAGGUACAAACUAAGGUUAAGCGAUGAACUUUAUUAUAUAAAUGGAAUUGAAAAUCUUACAAAUCAAUCUUCAUCAUGGUUAAGAAGAUAGAUAGAUAAGAUAGAUGAAAUUCUUUAUUUCAUAAAACAAAGUUUACAAUAUUUAUUCCUAAGAAUAAGGACGUGGCAAUUCUGCCGUCUGCCUGAUAUGACUGUUGAGUCUUAAAUACAUUUCUAUCAAAUAUUCAUUUAAAUUGUUAUUAAUUAUCUUAACUUAACUUUUAACAUUUAACAUUUGCUAUAAAAUUGAAUAAUUCACUUAAUUAAUUGCACUUAAACACCCUGUAAAUAAUUCUAUGUUUUUUGUUUGUUAAUUUGCUUACAAGGUUACUUAUGAAUUGUCAGAGAAAACCUUUCCGGUUGUCAAAACCUAACUUUUUUAUAAUCUCUUCUUAAUAAAGCUGUGAACUAGUAAAGACCGUGUCUUCAAUUAAUCCAAAUUUAUUAGGGCAAUCCAUCAAGACAGUAUCUUGAAUCGGACUUAUUUAACAGGGAAACAAAAACGCUUGCUUUCUCUCAAUAUUAUUUGGUGACCCCGACGUGAUCGUAUCACAAAAUUUAACGUUUACUAAACAAUAUUUGCUGUACUAUCAACAAUGCCUGAUGACGAUACAGCCACAAAAACUACCAGUUCGGAAAAGGGUGCAACAGGCUAACCUGUGGAUGGAGCUGCUUUAAAGGCCCAGCAGAAGAAACUCAAGGGUCUAGAAGCUCUUAAAACUCGACGAUUUGUGGCCAUGGACCAGAUUGAAAGAGUGAGGUUAUUUUCUGUUCAAGCCAAAGAUAACCCUGCUUCAACGUCUGUGCCCGAUCUACAAGUUCGUAUUGAAGCUCUAGAGUCUGCCUUUAGCAAUUUUAAGGUGGCACAAUUGAAAAUUGAAGAAGCUGAUUACGAGGAAAUCAACAAUCCUGAGCGCUCUCAUAACGAAGAAGUCUACUACUCCACCAUCGCCACACUUAAAGUUCUUUUGAACGUUAAACAUGUGAACAAGGAUGAAACAAUGGACGUAUCCCAAUCAACUUCUAAUAAACACGAUUCAAUCAAAUUGCCAGUAAUUGAACUUCCUUCAUUUUCAGGUGACGUGACUAAGUGGACGGUUUGGUACAAUCGCUUCGUAUCACUGGUGCAUAACAAUCAUAAACUGUCUAAGCAAGCUAAGUUUCAUUACCUGCUUUCGAAGCUUAGCGAAACUGCGAUUGCCCCAGUUGAAGGGCUCAAAAUAGAAGACGACAACUACGAUGUGGCACUAGCAAGGCUGAAGGAACGUUUCGAAAACAAGAAAAUUAUUGCCCAGGAGCACCUCCAACGCAUAUUCAAUCAUUCCAAGAUUUAUAAGGCAUCCGCAGCAGAUUUAAGGAACCUGGUGGAUAAAAUCAGCAACCAUUUAACUGGAUUGAGUAAUCUGAAAAGACCCGUCGAACAUUGGGACGAUGUUGUUGUUUUUAUAAUGACUUCCAAGUUGGAUCCUGCUACUCUGAGUAAGUGGAAUGAUGACGCACCAACAGAUCGACUACCAAGUCUAAAGGAACUUACCGAUUUUCUUAAAAAGAGAGCUCAGCAUCUUGAAGGUAAUAUUACAAAUCAUUUAUUUACUCCUGAUUGUUCAACAAAAUCUGAUAACCACAAAGGUCAGAAAUCUAAUUCAAAAAAACAAUGUAAAAACCUUUAUUACCACAAAAAACACUUGCAUUUUUUGCUCAGUUCCCGGCCACUUUAUUUAUCGAUGUUACAAAUUUCAAGGUCUUUCUAUUCCCGAACGUAUACACAAAAUUAAAAAUCUAAAUCUAUGUUACAACUGCUUGAAAUCUACAGAUCACAGUAGCGCUAAUUGUCCAUCUAGUGGUUGUCGUCAUUGUGGAAAGAAACAUCACACACUCUUGCAUCUUAUUGAAAAUGCUCCAACUUUUGUACCACAAGCCCCACUUAGUUCAAGUAGUCACCCAACGUCUUCUCAGAACCUCAAUACUUCACACGAAAUACCUGCUUCAACUUCUCAUUCAAUGUACGCCAGCUCUUCUGAAAAUAGUCUUUUGGGAACAGCAGUCAUAAAUAUAUUAAACAAAUGUCAACAGGUCAUACCUUGCCGUGGACUCAGGGUCUCAAACACAUUUAAUUUCUGAAAGGCUUAUGCAGUGUCUUGGAACGCAACGUCUGCAAUCAAAUACCACCUUAUCUUGUGCCAAUAACAUUGUAACAAUGGCUAAACACAAAGCAAUUCUUAACAUCAGUUCUCGUAUCAAUGGACUUACAGCUACAAUAGAGGCGCUUGUGAUACCACAAAUAACAGGACUGCUACCUGAUAAAAAAAUUGACAUCAAAGAAUGGAACAUUCCAAAUAAUAUUAAUUUAUCUGAUCCACAAUUUAAUGUUCCUCAGCGUGUAGAUCUGCUUCUUGGCGUGGAUUUGUUUUACAAAAUACUAUGCGUAGGACAGAUUAAAUUAGGACCGAACUUACCUGCGUUGCAAAACACGUUAUUUGGGUGGGUAGUAGCCGGUCAACUUCCAAAAUCCAAUAAUCAGAGCACUUCCAACAGACUUAGUUUCGCUAUUAGAGACACUCCGCAAGAAUCCGAAACCGAUGAAGCACUAAGCAAAUCGUUACAAAUACUUUGGGAAAUUGAAAGCUUCAACUGUCAAACAGAUGUUCUGUCAACAGAAGAAAGGGAAUGCGAAAAUCAUUUUGUGAGCAACUAUUCGCGCUUAGAGUCUGGUCGUUUCAGUGUGAGACUUCCCUUCAAGCAGAAUCCAAACUUAUUAGGGAAUUCUUAUGAUAUAUCCAAAAGGAGGCUUCUGUCCCUCGAAAGAAGAUUCCGUAAAAACCCAGACCUGUUUCAACAAUACUCUGCCUUUAUGAACGAAAUGCUGCUGAACUCUCACAUGGAAUUGGUAAACAAUUUAGACCUCACCUCCCCACAUUAUUUUCUCCCCCAUCACUGCGUCAUAAAGCUAUCAAGCUCAUCUACAAAAUUACGAGUGGUGUGCGAUGCUACUGCCAAAACGAGUGCUGGGAAAUCAUUAAAUGAUAUUCUAAUGGUAGGUCCUGUUAUUCAGCCAGAUUUAUUCUCCAUCGCUCUGAGAUUUCGGAGACACAAAUUUGUGAUGACAGCUGAUAUAACAAAAAUGUAUCACCAAGUGCGAUUAGAUGAGUCUGAUAGACGAUUUCAUUACAUUUUAUGGAGAAAUUGUGAGAGCGAGAUUGCCAUUUAUCGUUUGUGCACAGUCACUUUUGGCACUGCUUGUGCUUCAUUUUUAUCAACUCGUGCAUUAAAACAACUGUCUGUCGAUGAAGGGGAACAAUUUCCUGCAGCGGCUAAAGCUAUAAGCUCUGAGUUUUAUGUCGACGAUUUGAUCACUGGUUGUGAUUCUCUCAAUGAAUUAAAGGCUUUAAAGUCAGAAUUAAUAUCGUUGCUGGGCAAAGGUGGCUUCAUACUUAAAAAAUGGUGUGCAAACUCUGUUGAAAUCUUAGAAGGAAUUCCAAAAACUGAUCGUGAGCAAUGUUUCAAGAUAAAAGGUAAAGAGGUAAUCAAAACAUUAGGUACCUAUUGGAACCCAGUCGAAGACAAUUUUCACUAUGAGAUAACUCCUCUGCUUUCAGAGUGCAUAACAAAAAGAACAGUUCUUUCCGAUAUUGCACAUCUAUUUGACCCUUUGGGUCUUAUAAACCCUGUCAUCGUUCUUGCUAAGAUGUUUAUGCAACAGCUGUGGCGUCUGAAGCUUGCGUGGGAUGAAGCACUGCCCCAAGAAUGUCAUCACUCAUGGUUAAAGUUUCGAAAAGGUCUACAUGAGCUCAACAAUCUGCAUAUUCAUCGCCGUGUAUUUUUUGGUCAUACAGAUAAUUAUCAGCUUCAUGCAUUUUCAGACAGCUCAGAAGGUGCAUUUGGUACAUGUGUAUAUAUACGUUCUGUAGAUGAUGAUGGUACUGUAAGAACUAACCUGUUAUGUGCCAAAUCUAAAGUAGCACCGGUGCGUAAGGUUACACUACCACGUCUGGAGUUGUGUGCCGGAGCGAUGAUGGUUCAGCUUGUGCAACGACUAAAAGAGAUUUUCGGUUCCAUCUUACAGCACAUAACUUAUUGGACGGACUCGUCAAUUGCUCUGAGUUGGAUCGCUGAGGAAUCAUGUAACUGGCAGACCUUCAUAGCCAAUCGCGUUUCAUUUAUUCAUCAACACUCUUCAAGUUCUCAAUGGCGACACAUUCGUUCGGAAUUGAAUCCUGCGGACGUGAUAUCGAGAGGAUCAUAUCCGUCAGCAUUAAUUCAAAGCGACCUGUGGUUCAGAGGACCUUCUUUUCUGAAUCUGGAAGAAAGCGAUUGGAUUUCCUCAAAUGCAAUUUUGAAUGCUGAAAACCUGCAGCUUGAACGAAAAAGAACCAAAACGAUUUUAAAGAUUGUUAUAGAAACUGAUUUUAUGGAAAACAUAAAAUACCACAACAAUUACGAGUCUCUACUCAGAGUAGUUGCAUACUUGUUCAGAUACAGAAACAAUCGCUUCAAGAAAAAUAUUAAGUUAUUUGGACCGCUAAGUGUCGCAGAACUCAACAAAGCUCUGAAAGGUUUGAUAAAAUACGUUCAGCUCACAAGUUUUCAAAGAGAAAUCGAAACAUUUUCUAAAGGCGAUCAGCUGUCCUCAAGAUGUCAGAUCAACUCGCUUUCACCAUUCCUGGAUUCUGAGGGAAUACUUCGUGUAGGAGGCAGAAUAACUAAUUCGACUCUGAACUUCGACACAAAGUUAUGUUAUUGCCAAAAGACCAUGCAUUCACCACAGUUUUGGUUCGUCAUCUGCACGAGAAGAAUUUUCAUGCUGGUCCGCAAGCGCUUCUCAACAAAGUUCGUGAAAGGUUUUGGCCCAUACAUGGUAAGAUGGUGACUCGUAAGAUUGUUCACAAAUGUGUUCGAUGCGCACGAGCAAAACCAUCUCGUAAUCUUCAAAUUAUGGGUGAUUUGCCUCAUCAUCGAGUACAACAGUCAAGGCCAUUUAAUAUAGUUGGUGUUGAUUUUUGCGGCCCAUUUAGCAUCCAUUUUCGUCGUCGAGGUACAUCGCCUAUGAAGGCUUAUGUUGCAGUGUUUGUCUGCUUUGUGACCAGAGCAGUCCAUCUUGAGUUAGUGUAGGAUCUAACUACCCACAGCUUUCUAGCGGCUCUAAAACGAUUCAUUGGCAGACGAGGAUUGUGCUCAGUAAUCUACAGCGAUAAUGCUACUAAUUUCAUUGGGGCGCGAAACCAAUUGCAUGAGCUCUAUGAAAUGUUCAUGAGGAGUGAAAACAGAGAUGAAAUAAUUAAGGCGUGUGCAGCAGAUGGGAUAGAGUGGAAAACCAUUCCUCCUCGAUCUCCUCAUUUCGGGGGUUUGUGGGAGGGCGCCGUUAAAAGCUGCAAGUUUCAUAUGAAACGAACCUUACAAAAUUCUUCUUUAACAUAUCCCGAACUUAAUACUUUUUUAAUUCAAAUUGAAUCUAUUCUCAA